AUGGCCAUCAACGUGGGGAAGGCAAACCUUGUGGAGCACUUGGAGCUCAUCCUCAGUCUCCGUGGCUCCUACCCGAUAGUGGCAAUCGAUACGGAGUUCCCGGGGUUCAUUCGCGACACCCCUCGCAAUGCCACCGAAGAAGAAAGAUACAAUGACGUGAAGCACAACGUGGAUAACAUGCACCUGAUCCAGCUGGGCGUCGCCUUGUUCGACGAAGGCGGCAACACCCCAUGGCCGGGGUGCUGUUGGCAGUUCAAUUUUUCGGAUUUCGAUCCCGAUGUGGAUGCUUCCUCUCCCGACUCCAUCGAGUUGUUGGCACAGAGCGGGCACGACUUCCAGCAAUACCGACGACACGGCAUCGACGCGCGGCGGUGCGCCUAUCUGGUAUGCGUGAAGCUCUUCUGCCAACCCUACAGCUCCAAGUAUGUUACGUUUCACGGACUCUACGACGUGGCUUUUGUGAUAAAGAUGAUCACCCGAGCCCCACUGCCCAACACCUUGAACGAGUUCUCUGAUUUGGUGAGGACCAUCUUCGGCCAGAUUUAUGAUCUCAAAUAUAUAUCUCGAUUUUGUGGAGGACUGCGUCGGGGAGAGAUUGGUUUGGUGGGACUAUCAAGGUUAUUGAACUUUGAACCCGUAGGGAUCCGUCACCAAGCAGCAUAUGACAGUCUACUAAUUGGGGCACUCUUCAACGAAAUGAAGCAACGAAGGCAUAACGUAGAGGACGACAGAUCUGCAUCGGUCCUCUAUGGUAUAGAGAAUAGAUGCGUCGAGAACAGGAGGACUCGAAGGAUUGACCGCAGAGCUCGCUCGCUUGAGACAAAGGCAACAUCUUUUGCCUCGCUCGAGACAAAGAUUGUGAGAUUGCAGGAGACCCGCGCAAAGCCGGAGUUGGAGGAGUGGGUGACCGACGUCGGUGCAGCCAUUGUGGACGUCGACGAUCUGCUCGGUAGGAUCCUUGACUGGCAUCCAAGAGGAGGAGCGGUUGCAGCAUCGAAUCACUUGUCACACUCCAUCUGCAGCAUCCGAGUGGCCUCUCGCCAAGCCAUUCUAUCGGAGCUCAAGGAGAUGGUGCGCAGGCUGUGUUGGGCUGAUAGCCCAUAUUCCGCCCAUGUGGGCUAG
Musa acuminata AAA Group (dessert banana) is the source of this 1122-nucleotide messenger RNA. Its product is annotated as probable CCR4-associated factor 1 homolog 11. Gene Ontology annotation, molecular function: poly(A)-specific ribonuclease activity; nucleic acid binding. The transcript is spliced from 3 exons. NCBI's taxonomy places the organism in Eukaryota, Viridiplantae, Streptophyta, Magnoliopsida, Zingiberales, Musaceae. Bases 1 to 1122 code for a protein of 373 amino acids. The record is from RefSeq and is a predicted model, not a curated record. Gene Ontology annotation, cellular component: CCR4-NOT core complex; CCR4-NOT complex; P-body.